Messenger RNA from Aegilops tauschii subsp. strangulata, 618 nucleotides. RefSeq lists its product as uncharacterized. The record is from RefSeq and is a predicted model, not a curated record. Lineage: Eukaryota; Viridiplantae; Streptophyta; Magnoliopsida; Poales; Poaceae.
AUGUCGUGGUUUGGUCUCUCUUUCGCCAGGCCUGGAGACAAGAGGUGGACAAGGGUGCUCCCCAAAGAUACACACGCGGUCGGCGACAUCCUUUACAAUGACAAGGAUGGCUUGUUCUACAUCCUAUAUUUGAAUGGUUCCAUUGGUACCUUGGAUCUCAGCGGGCCUUCACCAUCACUGACCAUGAUCAUGCGCCGCGAGAUAAGUUCGUCCCCUUAUCAUACCAUGUACCUCGCCCUUGGUUCAUCAGGUGAACUCUUGCAGGUAGAAAGGAAGUGGAGUCCCAAAAAUAUUUCACUAAAGUAUCAUGACACUUACCGAGACAUCAACCUAGCCAGUGAAGAUGACCAAGAUAUUGAUGCAUCACGACCGCUUGAAAUGGCACAUCGGCUUGUCAAGAAGGCCAGCACGGUCCAGCUCCUGGUCUUCAAGGUUGACAUCGAGCGGCGGAAGUUGGUGAAACUAAGGGACAUUGGGGAUCACGCGCUCUUUCUUGGGCUCAACUCUGCCGUGUGCCUUCCGACCAAGGACUUCCCGGCGUUCGAGCCAAACAGCGUCUACCUCACGGACGCCUGUUUAUACUACGGCCCAAUGCUACGAAAAGUUCUUUGCAUCUAG